Molecule: messenger RNA, 2505 nt
Organism: Achroia grisella
Lineage: Eukaryota; Metazoa; Arthropoda; Insecta; Lepidoptera; Pyralidae
Gene: Elp2
Product: elongator complex protein 2
Exons: 12
Coding region: 127-2481 (784 amino acids)
Biological process (GO): tRNA wobble uridine modification
Cellular component (GO): elongator holoenzyme complex
Molecular function (GO): protein binding
Source: RefSeq, a predicted model, not a curated record
GUUCAGCUGUUGCGAACAAAAAGUAAUAAGAAAUAAAUAAGCAGGUUAUAAUAACCUCUAAAAUUAAAUUCAUCAACAAAAGUACAUCUGUAAAUACAAUUCUUUAAUGCUUUUAAAUUGUGAAAUAUGAAAGUGUCCGUGGACCAAGUAUAUACUUCUGUUGCCUGCAACAGAGUACCAGAAAUAGCCGACUGGAACACAGAAGGACUUGUGUGUUUUGGAGCCACAAAUGCUGUUGUUAUUUACGAUACAACUAUAAAAGGCAAAGAUCCUCUUACUGUACUCUGCCAUCAUAAAUCCACAGUGAACUCAGUGAAAUGGGUUUCUAAACCCAAUGAUACAUGUACAGAAGUGGUGUCAUGUUCUGCAGAUAAGACUGGUGUCAUAUGGAGUUUACAAGAUGGUGUUUGGAGAGUGACAAGCACUCUCACAGGUCAUACAGAUGGUGUUACCUGUGUGUGUGCAAUUUACACAGAAGAAAAUAACUUAGUUAUAUAUACUGCAUCUAUAGAUUCUACUAUUAGGAUAUGGGAGAGGUGCAACGGCCAGACUACUCAUAGACAAACAAUAGACCUACACUCUGGUCUAUGCCUGACAUUCCAAGCUCAUCUUCUACCAGUGGUGAACAAGCCAGCACUGAUCUGUGCGUUGGAUGAUCACAAGAUCCAUAUAUUUGCUGGUGAUGAGUACCAUAGAGUUCAUACUCUUGUUGGACAUGAAGAUUGGGUGCGAGGAUUAGAUGUUCUAAAUAUUGAUAAUUCCACAAUAUUACUAGCAUCUGCCUCUCAAGAUACAUAUAUCCGAUUGUGGAGAAUCGAACACCACACGGAAGAGCCGGCAACUGGUGGGAUUAGAGUUGAACAGAAGCUGUUCACUGCUUAUGGAAUUAGUUGGUCAGUGAAACUGGACGCUGUGCUCGCCGGACAUGAGGGAUGGGUGUAUGGGGUACAGUGGCAUCCCUACAGGGUUGAUAAAGAUACUAAUAAAAAAGUACCAGUCUUGAGGCUUCUAUCAUCAUCUUUAGACAAGACGCUGAUUGUCUGGGAACCAGACGCUUCCCCAACUCGAGGGGAGGGGGAGGGCGCGUGGGUGGAACGGAUACGAGUGGGAGAAGUGGGCGGGAACGGUCUGGGCUUCUACGGUAGCAGGUUCGGUCCCAACGGAAAAUCUUUUAUGGGACAUGGAUAUAAUGGAUCGUUUCACAUAUGGUCAGUUUGCGAGGAGACGGGCCAGUGGGAGCCGCAGGUGGUGUGUGGAGGUCACUUCGGGGCGGUGGAGGCGGCGCAGUGGGAGCCCCGCGGGUUACACCUCACGAGUGUGGCUGCUGACCAGACCACGAGGUUGCACGCGCCCUGGCGGCGACCAGACGGAGAAGGUACAGAGUGGCAUGAAAUCAGUCGUCCACAAGUUCACGGCUAUGACAUGGCGUCACUGGCGAUGGUGUCCAGCACAGUCUUCGCAUCUGCAGCUGAGGAGAAGGUCAUCAGGGUGUUCAGAGCGCCGCACAACUUCCUGCAGAACUUCAAAAAUAUUGUAGGCGAUGUACUCGACGAGGGGAGUGAAGGUCCGAAAGGGGCUUCUGUGCCGUCACUAGGGCUCUCCAACAAGGCUGUAUUCAGUGAUGCGGACCAGACCGAAGAUGACGGUUACUUCGUCCCUGUGGAUCUGAAGGCUCCCCCGACGGAGGAGACGCUGCAGCAGCACACGCUGUGGCCAGAAACCCACAAGUUGUACGGACACGGGUACGAGGUGUACUGUCUCGCAGCUUCCACUGCUACGGCCACCACGCCGGCCGUGCUGGCAUCUGCUUGCCGAGCCACCACCGCCGAGCACGCUGCCGUCCUCAUAUGGGAGACAACCAAUUGGCAGCAGAUACAGAAGCUAGUCUCCCACCAACUCACAGUCACCCAACUGGAGUUCUCACCCGACGGUCUCAAACUGGUGUCAGUAUCCCGCGACCGCCGAUGGACCUUAUACCAGAGGCAGGAGGGUUCAACUUGGUUUGAGACGGUCGCGACCACAGACAAGAGCAAUGGCGUCCACGCGAGGAUCAUAUGGUGCUGCGCGUGGGCACACGACGGUUAUGCUUUCGCAACAGGCUCCAGGGACGGGAAGGUGUGCGUAUGGUCAAAGUCCGAAUCUCAAGCCAGUGUACAGACAUCUCUCGGACAGUACGCGCUUCUUGGGAAGCCUCUAGAGCUGGCCAACACCUCGGUCACCGCUCUGGCCUUCGCCCCAUUGCUGGUCGGGGAUGCCAGAGUGGUAGCUACCGGGUUCGAGUCCGGCGUCGUGAGGAUAUACAGUUUUCUAAUCGACGGAUGGAGUUUAUUGUACGAAUUAGAUAAUGGUGCUGCUCAUCAUCUCACAGUGAAGCAGUUGUCAUUCCGGCCAAAACACGAGGAAAGUAGCGGCGACCGGCUACUGUUGGCCAGCUGUGGCAGUGACUACCUCGUCCGUAUUCACAGCGUUGCAAUAUCGUGAUAAUAAACGUAUUUAUUAAUUUCA